AGACGAUCCUCCACAGACCGGAUCUCAACGUCUGGCGGUGACGUCACCGACAGGGCGUGGCCAACAUUCCAACUGCCGUCUACUUUUGUCUGUACGUGGAGGAGGCAGGACGGCUGCGGACUGGACGCUGUCUGGAAUUUCAGGCGCAACGACAUCUCACCUUUCUCUGACUGACCACGUCAGGUCAAUCACAGAAAAAUGUCUGGAAAGAUAACAAAAGAGGAGAUGGAAGAGAUGAGGGAGAUCUUUGGGAGAAUUGAUACAAACAGCAAUGGAUUUAUCUCCGAUUGUGAAUUAAAAACGCUCCUUGAUGACGCCGGCUAUCCACAACCUGGAUACAAGGUUCGACAGAUCCUCCAACAGCUCGACCGCAACAAGGACAACAACAUCAGCUUUGACGAGUUUUUGAUGAUCCUCAAUGAACUGAGGGGCAGUGAAGUAGCAAAAACUUUCCGCAAAGUCAUCAACAGAAAAGAAGGCAUCCUCGCUAUUGGAGGGACAUCCGAGCUGUCGAGCGAAGGCACACAACACUCGUUCUCUGAGGAGGAGCGAUUCGCUUUUGUGAACUGGAUCAACACUGCGCUGGAAAGAGAUCCUGACUGCCAACAUGUCCUGCCCAUGGAUCACAGCACAGGCUCCCUCUUCUCGUCUGUCAGUGAUGGUAUAGUCCUCUGCAAAAUGAUCAACCUGUCAGUGCCAGACACAAUCGACGAGAGGACCAUAAACAAGAAGAAGCUCACACCAUUUACAAUACAGGAAAACUUGAACCUGGCCCUGAACUCUGCUUCUGCAAUUGGCUGUCACGUGGUGAACAUUGGUGCGUCAGACCUGAAAGAAGGGAAGCCUCACCUGGUGCUGGGCCUGCUGUGGCAGAUCAUCAAGAUUGGUCUGUUCGCUGACAUCGAGCUCAGCAGAAAUGAAGCACUGGCAGCAUUGCUGAGAGAUGGGGAAACCCUGGAGGACCUGAUGAAGCUGUCUCCAGAAGAACUGCUGUUGCGCUGGGCAAACUUUCACCUGGAAAACGCUGGCUGGCAGAAGAUCAACAACUUCAGCUGUGACAUCAAGGACUCAAGGGCCUAUUUCCAUCUCCUGAAUCAAAUCUCUCCAAAAGGCACAGAGGAAGAUCAGCCACGCAUAGACAUUGACAUGAGAGGCUUUGGGGAGGGAGACGACAUGAAGAGGGCAGAGGCCAUGCUGCAGCAGGCCGACAGGCUCGGCUGUCGACAGUUUGUCACCCCGGCUGACGUCGUCAGUGGAAACCCCAAACUCAACCUCGCCUUUGUGGCCAAUAUGUUCAACAAGUAUCCUGCGCUGACCAAACCUGAGAAUGAAGACAUUGACUGGGGACUUCUGGAAGGUGAGACACGAGAAGAGAGGACAUUCCGAAACUGGAUGAACUCUCUGGGAGUGAACCCACAUGUCAAUCAUCUGUAUGGAGACCUACAGGACGCCAUGGUCAUCCUUCAACUCUAUGAGAAAAUUAAAGUGCCCGUUGACUGGAACAAGGUCAACAAACCACCUUACCCCAAGCUGGGAACCAACAUGAAAAAGUUGGAGAACUGUAACCAUGCUGUGGAACUGGGCAAAAAUAAGGCAAAGUUCUCCCUCGUUGGCAUCGGCGGGCAGGACCUGAACGAUGGCAACCCUACCCUGACUCUGGCACUGGUGUGGCAGCUGAUGAGAAGAUAUACAUUGAAUGUACUGGAGGACCUGGGCGACGGGCAGAAAGUAAAUGACGACAUCAUCGUAAAUUGGGUGAACCAGACUUUGGCAGAAGCUGGAAAAUCAUCCAAGAUUUCGAGCUUUAAGGACAAGGAGAUCAGCAGCAGUUUGGCAGUUUUGGAGCUGAUAGACGCCAUCCAGCCCGGCAGCAUCAACUACGAGCUGGUAAAAACCAGCAGCCUCUCUGACGACGACAAGCUGGAAAAUGCCAAAUAUGCCGUCUCUAUGGCGAGGAAGAUCGGAGCCCGUGUCUACGCUCUCCCAGAAGACCUCGUGGAGGUCAAGCCCAAAAUGGUGAUGACAGUCUUCGCCUGCUUGAUGGGUCGGGGGAUGAAGAAGGCCAACUAAGACACUGGCACUUAUUGGGACACUUGCAUUUUGAAAAAGCUCCCCCAACUGAAGGAAUGAAGUGUUUAUUUUUCUUUCUUUUCUUUGAAUGAAGAUAACAUGACGGUAUGAAGUCAAAAUCAGAAAUUCGGCGUGAACGUUACCCUGCCUCAUUCGAGGUGUUAACUGAAGAAUCAUGAGCAGUCCACCUAUUUAAAGAAAGUCCACAAUGCUACAGCAUUUAAAAGAGAUGGAUCUCUUGUUACAGAGCACAACUUGUUACUUUCAACAUGCAGAAGUCUUGAUAAAUGUAUAAGAAUGCUGUUCUUUUUUUUUUUUCUAAAGCGAGUAUGCAUAUUUCCAGCUGCAAGGUUGUUUACAUAUUUUUUACUCAGACUGAUAAGUAAAUUAUAUCCUUGACCAAGCAACACAUUCCUGAAUACCAUACUUAUGAUUAAAUGCUUGACAAGUUUAAAAAAAAAGAAGAAAAAAAAGGAAAAACUGGAGGGAUGUUUAGGUGGAGCACAUGUCGGAAAAAACACCCAAACAUUCCCUCUCGCUUAGAGCAUGUCUUCAUAACUGGCACCAUAAACUUCUACAUAUCUGUAUACAGAAGCCAUACGGUCAGACUAUAGUAAUGACCAGCCUGAUGUGCCGUCUGUAUUCUUGUACUCGUCAUAUGUUUGUCUCAUGGGAUUAUUACGUGAGGUAAAUGCUGUUCUGGGGUGUCUAAUCUUUGUUGUAUUGGGGUUUUGUUUUUUUUUUUGUCUGUUACGUUGGAUGAGGAGCAGGCUGACUGGACUCUCCUGGCUUCUGCUGUGCCUUCCUCUUGUCUCAAAGACGAUUUGUACUCGCGCUUUGAGGAUUUCCCUUUUUUUUUUUUUUUUUUUUUUUCUAUUGUAUCCAACAGUACCAAAUAUAAACAGUUACUUCAUUCCAGGUAGUUUUCACAAUAUUCUAUGACAAGGGCUAAAUUGUAUUUGGUCUGUCGUCUACUCUUAAGUGCUUUACAUGUAACAAUAAAAUAAGAAUUUGAAAACUG
Messenger RNA from Acanthopagrus latus (yellowfin seabream), 3091 nucleotides. RefSeq names its product plastin-3-like. The record is from RefSeq and is a predicted model, not a curated record. The transcript has 16 exons. NCBI's taxonomy places the organism in Eukaryota, Metazoa, Chordata, Actinopteri, Spariformes, Sparidae. Gene Ontology annotation, cellular component: actin filament; actin filament bundle; cytoplasm. Bases 199 to 2070 code for a protein of 623 amino acids. Gene Ontology annotation, molecular function: calcium ion binding; actin filament binding. Gene Ontology annotation, biological process: actin filament bundle assembly; actin filament network formation.